This is a messenger RNA of Bombyx mandarina (wild silkworm), 527 nucleotides long. RefSeq lists its product as uncharacterized. NCBI's taxonomy places the organism in Eukaryota, Metazoa, Arthropoda, Insecta, Lepidoptera, Bombycidae. The record is from RefSeq and is a predicted model, not a curated record.
AUGGCUUAUGUCUUUAUACUAAAGUUCAUUACGAAAACGAAGACAGAGCGGUCGUCUUUCAUAAUGAGAGCCAUAAUUUUAUUAUUUUUAAUAUUCUUUUUUGAUUUCCGUGAAUGCAGUCACACGUUUGUGGGCACAAGUGUAAUGAGACCACUCGUGUACAAGACCAAUGCAACCUACAGCGCCCUAACGUUCAGGAAAAGAAUAGAAUUUAUGAACUACACUAUUCCAAAAAGCGGAAAUUCUGUUAUACAGGGCAUUCUGGCCUACGAUCGGACGCGUUCCGGAGCAACCGCCAACGUAACUGAAGGAGGAAUAGGCUACAACAAAGUCAAGAUACGCAUGAAGAGCGACAGGGGAAACGAAAUCAACUAUGAGAUUUAUAUAUACGCUUGAUUACUUAAUCUAAACUUAUUUCGAUUUCGAACUACCGUCGCGAUACGUUGAGAUCGGAAUUUAUUUUAUUAUCCAUGAUUAAGAUUUUUAAAAUUUAAUAUUUAAAUUAGUAAAGAAAUUAAUUCACCAAA